AGUCUCCAACCAUUCCAAAAGUGAACUCCUUGUCGACACUGGUGAAUGACAUCGAUGGGAUAGGAUAGUUAACCGUGAUUCUGGUCAUUCUGGCUCAAUAUGUCACAACAAGACGAAAUUCCCAACGGAGCGGCAUGCGACGUAGAGUGUGCACUAGUCGCCGAGACAGAUCCCGCAGAAGUCGUGACGCUUUCGGCGUCACCAUCUGAGCCGUGGAUAUUCGCACCAAUAACGGUGAUCAUCCAACAGAUGUCGAUGAAGAAACCUCCACCUGCACCAAUUCCAAAAAUCGAGACCAACACUGCGUUCUUCUUGGAGACUCUCGUACCAUUUCUCUUCGCUGGACUUGGCCUCAUUUUUGCGGGUCUACUGCUGGAAGAUGCAGAGACCUGGACUUUCUUCACCGAAAUGCCGGAUGCCGUCACACUUGUGCCAACUUUGGUUGGCCUCAAAGGAAAUUUGGAGAUGACUUUAGCGUCACGGCUAUCUACACUGGCAAAUCUGGGAUUUAUGGAGACAAAGAAACAAAAGUGGCAAGUUGCUUGCUCCAACAUGGCGUUGAUUCAAACUCAGGCAAUAGUCAUCUCAUCGAUAGCUGUAAUACCAGCUGUUGUGUUUGGAGAAAAGCCGGUAGUUUUCGAGUUUGAUGUUGGUGACUUCCUUUGCGUGCUCCUAUCUGCAAUCGCGACAGCAUCUCUUGCUUCAUUGAUGUUGGGUACGCUGAUGAUAGGAGUGGUCAUCACUGCUAAAAAAUUCAAGAUCAAUCCUGAUAACAUCACGACACCAGUUGCUGCAUCUUUGGGAGACGUUUCUACGCUGUUUAUUUUGCUGGGCGUGGGAACGCUGCUGAUGAAACUCCGAGAAAAUCACAGCUGGUUACUCGUAAUAAUGCUGUUCUUCUUCUACUUAAUUGCUGGUGUAGGAGCAGUCGUAGCUUCUAGGGAUCAUUUCACUGUUGAGGUGUUGAAGCAUGGCUGGUGGGCAGUAUUGGCAGCCAUGACUCUCACAACGCUUAGCGGCUUCAUACUCAAAACGGCAAUGCACAAGUAUCCACCUAUAGCAGCAUUUCAACCUCUCAUCAACGGUGUCGGUGGCAACCUGGUAUCGGUGCAAGCUAGUCGCAUAAGUACUGGGCUGCAUCGAGCAAGGAAGAAUCAAAUACAUGAUGCAAAGAGCCUAUGGACAUAUGCUAAUCCCUGGCAUGCUUUCAUCAAUAACCACGAAGACUCUGUAGCCGCGCGUAUUCUUAUGGGUAUAUCAAUUCCGGGAAAUCUCAUCUUCAUCAACACUAUCUUUAUGUUCGACUGUGGAUUCGCCAAUACCAUCCCCUUUACGGCCACUUUUCUACUCGUUUCCCUCUUUCAGAUUAUGUUACUGCUGUACUUGUGCCAACUUCUUGUGCGAGUUAUGUGGCGAUUGCGGAUUGAUCCUGAUAGUUCGGCCAUUCCACUGUUGACGGCAGUUGGCGACUUGCUCGGUGGUAUAUUCUUGAUCGGAUGUUUCUGGACUGCAUCCAAUGUAUAUCAUAUGAAAGUUGAAAGGGUAUACUUUGCUUCCGAACACCUUGGAGUUCACUAGUUUUUUUCUAGGAUGCAUUUCUUGUCAAAUUUAAUUUAUAGCAAUGCCUCUUCGAUUUUGACCAACUUCUUCCGUCAUCUCUUUUACAUGUGAAUUAUCUACACAUUUUACAGAAUUCGGGUAUGCAUCUAAUCAUAUAAUAGGUGAAAAUGAUACAUCGCAAUCAAUCUCAUUACUUAAAUUAGUUAUCGCCUUAUCUGUUGAUUGUAUUUAUUUCCAAUCAUUGAUUUGAUUUGACUGUUAAUCAUUCCAACUGUUGCAGCCCUCUGC
Messenger RNA from Cylicocyclus nassatus, 1848 nucleotides. NCBI's taxonomy places the organism in Eukaryota, Metazoa, Nematoda, Chromadorea, Rhabditida, Strongylidae. The record is from the annotation of a GenBank genome assembly.